Messenger RNA from Diceros bicornis minor, 2530 nucleotides. It is a transcript of the gene METTL13, whose product is annotated as methyltransferase 13, eEF1A N-terminus and K55. NCBI's taxonomy places the organism in Eukaryota, Metazoa, Chordata, Mammalia, Perissodactyla, Rhinocerotidae. The transcript is spliced from 8 exons. The record is from RefSeq and is a predicted model, not a curated record. The coding region runs from base 247 to 2346 and encodes 699 amino acids.
GCACGUGGGGCAGGGCCUGUGGUGCCGAGGAGGGGCUGAGGGUGUGUUAGGUGCAGUGUCUCGCGCGUGCGGUUGGCGUGUAAGAGUCAAUUCUUUGGGUUUUGAGUGUGGGAUAAAUCAAUGUGGCUGUUUGUCCGUGGAAAGAAUUCCCACUGCAGUGUCCCGGAGCCCGCGUGUGGGGAAGCCCCUCCGAUGGUACCUCGCAGAGUGGGAGAGUCCUGAAGACGCAGCUCGGGCCGUGGGAAUAUGAAUCUCUUACCUAAAAGCUCCAAGGAGUUUGGCUCCGCUGACUAUUGGGAGAAGUUCUUCCAGCAGCGAGGAAAGAAAGCUUUCGAGUGGUAUGGAACCUACCUAGAACUGUGCGGGGUGCUUCACAAAUACAUCAAACCCAGGGAAAAGGUGCUGGUGAUUGGAUGCGGUAACUCAGAGCUAAGUGAGCAGCUGUAUGAUGUGGGCUAUCAGGAUAUAGUGAACAUUGAUAUCAGUGAGGUCGUCAUCAAGCAAAUGAAAGAACGCAAUGCCAGCCGACGGCCCCAGAUGAGCUUCUUGAAGAUGGACAUGACACAGAUGGAAUUUCCUGAUGCCUCCUUCCAGGUGGUGUUGGACAAGGGCACCCUGGAUGCUGUCCUGACAGAUGAGGAGGAGAAGACCUUGCAACAGGUGGACAGGAUGCUGGCUGAGGUUGGCCGUGUCCUGCAGGUGGGCGGUCGCUACCUCUGCAUCUCCCUGGCUCAGGCUCACGUCCUGAAGAAAGCAGUGGGUCACUUCUCUCGGGAGGGGUGGAUGGUGAGGGUGCACCAGGUGGCCAACAGCCAGGACCAGGUGUUGGAAGCAGAGCCUCGGUUCUCCCUGCCUGUCUUUGCCUUCAUCAUGACCAAGUUCAGACCAGUCCCUGGCUCUGCCCUUCAGAUCUUUGAGCUGUGUGCUCAGGAGCAGGGCAAGCCUGUGCGGCUGGAGAGUGCUGAGCAGCUGGCUGAGGCGGUGCGGGAGCGGCAGCAGUAUGCCUGGCUGUGCAGCCAGCUGUACCGCAAGGCCGGGCUGGGGAGUGUGUCUCUGGACUUGUGCAAUGGGGACACAGGGGAGCCACGCUACACCCUCCACGUGGUGGACAGCCCCGCUGUGAAACCAUCGCGGGACAGUCAUUUUGCCAUUUUCAUCAUCCCCCAGGGUCGAGAGACCGAGUGGCUCUUUGGCAUGGAGGAGGGCCGGAAGCAACUGGCGGCCAGCGCAGGCUUCAGGAGGCUGAUCACAGUGGCCCUCCACCGAGGGCAGCUGUACGAAGGCAUGGACAGCAUCCAGGCCGAGCUGUCAGCCAGAGUCAUGGAGCUGGCCCCGGCUGGGAUGCCCGCCCGGCAGCAGGUGCCCUUUCUGUCUGUGGGUGGGGACAUUGGGGUCCGGACCGUUCAGCACCAAGACUGCAGUCCCUUGAGUGGCGACUACGUCAUCGAGGACGUGCAGGGGGAUGACAAGCGCUACUUUCGGCGGCUGAUCUUCCUCAGCAACAGGAACGUGGUGCAGUCAGAAGCCAGGUUGCUGAAGGAUGUGUCUCACAGAGCCCAGAAGAAACGGAAAAAGGACAAGAAGAAGCAGCGGCCUGCUGAUAUUCCAGAGGACCUCCCUGCAGCCGCAGGGCAGUGCAUUGAUAAGAGUUACCUGUGCUGUGAACACCACAAAGCCAUGAUCGCCGGCCUUGCCCUGCUGAGAAAUCCAGAGCUGCUCCUAGAGACCCCACUGGCAUUGUUGGUGGUAGGCCUGGGCGGGGGCAGCCUCCCCCUCUUUGUCCACGAUCAUUUCCCAAAGUCCUGCAUCGAUGCUGUGGAGAUUGACCCCUCCAUGUUGAAAGUGGCCACCCAAUGGUUUGGCUUCUCCCAGAGUGACCGGAUGAAGGUCCACAUUGCAGAUGGCCUGGACUAUAUUACCAGCCUGGCGGGAGAAGAAGUACGGCCUCACUACGAUGUCAUAAUGUUUGAUGUAGACAGUAAGGACCCAACUCUGGGAAUGAGUUGUCCACCCCCAGCGUUUGUGGACCAGCCUUUCCUGCAGAAGGUCAAAAGCAUCUUGACUCCUGAAGGUGUCUUUAUCCUCAACCUUGUGUGCCGAGACCUGGGGCUAAAGGACUCGGUGCUGGCUGGGCUCAAGGCUGUGUUCCCCCUCCUGUAUGUCCGGCAAAUUGAGGGUGAAGUAAAUGAGAUCCUGUUCUGUCAGCUGCACCCUGAGCAGACACUUGCCACGCCGGAGCUCUUGGAAAUGGCCCAGGCCUUGGAGCAGACCCUGAGGAGGCCUGGGAGGGGUUGGGAUGACACGUAUGUCCUGUCAGAUAUGCUCAAGACGGUGAAGAUUGUGUGAUCGCUGAGGCCCGGCAGUUCUCUCAGCUUCCUGCUGGACUGACCUGGCCUGCCAGAGAUUGAAGAAAUAUAGUGCACAUUACUUUUUAAGCCUCCUAUCUUUCUUGGUUUCAUACUCAGCUGCAUAUGACCUCCAACUUGAUGAGGUGCCUGAAGAUCUGAGAAAAUAAAAAGUCCUUCCUUCC